AUGCCUAGACCACCAGCGCAACCCGCCAAGCGCGGUCGCCCUUCCAAGUCAACACAGCCCGCCUCGACGACCGCCGCGUCUACUAAGCGUAAAGCCGCUGCCCCCGCGCAGCCCCGCAAGAAGACAACGGGCCCGUUCGAGCUCUCCGACAGCGACGCGGCCCCUGCUUCCCGGGCGGUCGAAGACGAGGAGCAGGAAGAGGAGGAGGAGGAGGAAGAAGAGCAGGAGGGCCCGGAGAACACGAUCCCGCCGGAGCUGCUGACGCGGCUGCUGCACGAGUUCUUUGAGAAGGACGACACGCGACUUAGUAAGGACGCGAACGCGGCGGCGGGGAAGUACAUGGAUGUCUUUGUGAGGGAGGCCAUUGCGCGGUGUGUGCAUGAGAGGCCGGGCGGGUUCCUUGAGGUCGAGGAUCUAGAGAAGAUUGCGCCGCAGUUGCUGAUGGACUUUUGA
Messenger RNA from Colletotrichum siamense, 453 nucleotides. RefSeq names its product Centromere protein X (gene CENPX). The record is from RefSeq and is a predicted model, not a curated record. Bases 1 to 453 code for a protein of 150 amino acids. The transcript has 2 exons. Lineage: Eukaryota; Fungi; Ascomycota; Sordariomycetes; Glomerellales; Glomerellaceae. Gene Ontology annotation, cellular component: FANCM-MHF complex; Fanconi anaemia nuclear complex. Gene Ontology annotation, biological process: kinetochore assembly; resolution of meiotic recombination intermediates; replication fork processing.